AUGGCAGCUUCAUCCAGCCACAACUGUACCAAUGGGACAUUGGUCACACUAACUUGCACCUCAGGCCAGGUGACCUGUCAGAUUCUAAGGGACGUUAACUUGUCAGACUCCAUUUACCAGAACCUGACGCUUGAUACAAGUGGGUCUCCUUCAGUAAAGUCUAACCAUGAUUUUCUUGUUGGACUGGCACUGGCUGUGUUCUCCAGCAUCCUCAUUGGGAGCAGUGUAAUCCUGAAAAAGAAAGGUCUACUUCAUCUGUCAGAGAAAGGACAUACUCGUGCAGGUGCUGGUGGGCAUGGCUAUUUGAAAGACUGGUUGUGGUGGGCUGGACUUCUUACAAUGGGAGGAGGAGAAGCUGCCAACUUUGUUGCAUAUGCUUUUGCCCCAGCCACCAUUGUGACACCACUUGGGGCUCUCAGUGUACUGAUAAGUGCCGUGAUGUCCUCCUAUCUGUUAGGUGAAAGGCUGAACCUCUUGGGAAAAUUGGGGUGUGCACUCAGUGUGUUGGGAAGCACCGUUCUGGUAAUACACUCCCCAGAAGAACAAGCAGUGACUACCUUAGAAGAGAUGUCCUCAAAGCUUAAAGACCCAGGUUUCAUCAUCUAUAUCACUGUGCUGUUCAUCUGCUGCUUGGUCCUGAUCUUCAUUCUCUCUCCUCGUUAUGGCCACACAAACAUCCUUGUCUACUUGGCAAUAUGUUCUCUCUUGGGUGCCUUCUCAGUGUCUUCUGUGAAAGGGUUGGGCAUCGCUGUGAAGGGUCUUUUCACAGGUCUACAAGUUGUCCAAUAUCCUCUUCCAUGGAUUCUUAUCCCCAUUCUGAUCAUUUCCGUGGUUACACAAGUUAACUAUCUCAACAAAUCAUUGGACGUGUUUAAUACUUCCUUAGUCUUUCCAAUCUACUAUGUCUUGUUCACCACUGUGGUUAUCACUACGUCUCUCAUCCUGUUUAAGGAAUGGGUGUCUAUGUCUCCAUUUGAUGGAGUAGGGGCAGUUUGUGGAUUCCUAAUCAUCAUCCUAGGUGUCUUCAUGCUCCAUGCUUUCAAUAAUCUGGACAUAAGUCUUAAAAGUCUACAGCAGCAACUACAUUGUAUAGCUCCCGAUUCUACCAAGCAACCAACAAAAAAAGACGACCAGAUAACCUUGGUAGACAACAUGGAGACGCAACACACUGGUAGCAUUCCCAAAGUGUUUGUUAUAUACACCUAA
Molecule: messenger RNA, 1206 nt
Organism: Bufo bufo (common toad)
Lineage: Eukaryota; Metazoa; Chordata; Amphibia; Anura; Bufonidae
Gene: NIPAL4
Product: NIPA like domain containing 4
Exons: 6
Coding region: 1-1206 (401 amino acids)
Biological process (GO): magnesium ion transport
Cellular component (GO): membrane
Molecular function (GO): magnesium ion transmembrane transporter activity
Source: RefSeq, a predicted model, not a curated record